Messenger RNA from Perognathus longimembris pacificus (Pacific pocket mouse), 1836 nucleotides. RefSeq names its product putative DBH-like monooxygenase protein 2. Gene Ontology annotation, biological process: dopamine catabolic process; norepinephrine biosynthetic process; octopamine biosynthetic process. The record is from RefSeq and is a predicted model, not a curated record. Gene Ontology annotation, cellular component: secretory granule membrane. Gene Ontology annotation, molecular function: copper ion binding; dopamine beta-monooxygenase activity. NCBI's taxonomy places the organism in Eukaryota, Metazoa, Chordata, Mammalia, Rodentia, Heteromyidae.
AUGAGCUGUGUCCUUCCCUUCAGGCUUUUCCUACUUCUGGGCCUGGCAGUACCUUCCCAAGGCAACCAUGGAGGGCCUAUGCCUCAACUGGGCUAUUCCAGGUUCCUAGAUCCUUCCAAUAUUAUUUUCCUUCCCUGGGACUUUGACCUACAGACUGAGAUCAUCACUUUUGAGCUCCAAGUCCAGACAUCUGGUUGGGCGGGCCUGGGCAUCAACAAUCAUUACACUAAUGUGGGAAGUGAUCUGGUGGUCGGAGGAGUCUUGCCUGACGGCCAUGUCUACUUCUCAGAUCAGCACCUGGUAGAUGAAGACACCCUGGAGGAGGAUGGGAGCCAGAAUGCUGAGCUCCUGGGACUGACAGAAGAUGGCGGCUACACCACCAAGUACUUCUCCUGGCCCUGCUCCUGCAACCCUCAUGAUCAAGACAUCACGAGUGACACCAUGAGGGUCCUGACCGCCUAUGGCCUGGAUGACACACUCAAGCUUCACCGGAAGUGGACCUUCGUCAAAUCCAUUUUCCUACUACAAAUAUUCUACCAUGGUGACAAGGAUGCUCCUGAGGAUGCCAUCGUCUGUGACCUGGAAAUCACCCAUUUCCUCAUUCCAGAGGCAGACACCUAUGCCUGCACAGUUCUUCCUCCCAUUGUCAGCAAGAAGCAUCACAUCUACAAGUUUGAGCCCAAGCUUCUGGCCCACAAUGAGACGACAGUGCACCACAUCUUGGUGUACACCUGCGGCAAUGCCAGCACACUCCCCACAAUCAUCAACGAAUGCUAUGGGUUUGAUGCCACCUUCUCCCUCUGCUCCCAAGUCAUCAUGGGCUGGGUUGUUGGGGGUCCUAGCUACCAGCUUCUUGAUGAUGUGGGCAUCUCUACUGGGACUCCCUUAGACCCUCAUUGGAUCAGACUAGAGAUUCACUACAGCAAUGGUCACAACCUCCCUGGUAUCUAUGACUCAUCAGGGAUAUGUUUGUACUACACCUCUCACCUGCGUGAAUACGACCUAGGAAUCCUGGAGCUGGGCGUCUUAACUUUUCCCAUGCACUUCAUCCCACUGGGUGCUGAAUUCUUCUUGUCCUAUAGGCUGUGUAAUCCACACAAGUCUGAAGAGUGUGCCUCCCCUCUGCUACAAAUGAAUGGGGCUCCAGUAAGUGACAUGAUAGUAGCAAGCUACCUCCUCCACACUCACUUGGCUGGAUGGGCUCUGCGGGAUGUGCAGUACAGAAAUGGAAAACAACUCUGAACAAUCUGUAAAGCUGACUCCUAUGACUUCAGUCUGCAGGAGACACGAGAUUUGCCACAUCUUGUGGACAUCAAGCUGGGAGAUGAGCUGCUGGUAGAGUGUAACUACCAGACACUGGAUCGGGACUCCACAACUUUUGGAGGCAUCAGCACCAUUAAUGAGAUGUGCCUCAUCUUUCUCUUCUACUAUCCUCGAAAUAACAUCUCUAGCUGCCUGGGCUACCCAUCCUCACCACACAUCCUCAGGAAUCCCAUGGAGAACCUGAUCAUCCUGGAAAACAUCGACUGGACUCCAGACAAUAUAAGGAAGGCCAAGAAAGCCUGCAAGGAGGCCUGGCAGACGGUGAUGAUCAGAACCAUCAGUGAGGUGAUUCAAAACACCACAGGGUGGAUUCCUGCCAUCACUCCUACUCCUCGGGGACCUUGCUUGGAGUCUUCAGGAGGCAAAGUGGAGCCCCAGGACAAGAACCCUGCAGGAUUCAGGGCCGCACUGGUGGCCCAAACAGCUUCCAACACUGCCACGCCCAGAGCCUGUCCUCUGGCGGCCGUUGGGUGGCUCCAUGGUGCCCUCUUGUGGCUCCUGAGCAUCCUGUAG